AAAAUAAUGGGAUUCGGCACUAAUCCAUAUUAAAAUGAGAAUCAUGAAGAUAAGAGUUAAUAUGCAAUCACUGGAAGACCUUAAUUGAAUGAUGUUCAUUCAAUUUAUGUAAAAGGAAAUUAACCUUGGUGGAGAAGAUGGUGGGCUACUCGUGAUAUGUUUUAGGAGCAUCACUGGGAAGUUCUGUAUAUCAUAUACAUUAUAUAUCAUUAGCACAUGUGCUAAGUAUGCUUAUAAAGGAGCUCUAACUGCCAUAUUAGUAGGAGCUACUUACUAAUUCAAACAAUUAUCAGUAAAUGCAUUGGCAAUCAAUAAAGGAAGAGUGUUUGCUAGCAAAAAUGCAUUCACAGGUCCAGCAUUUCUUGCCCUAAAAUAAGCGUCAAGACAUGGAACACUUGGUGCUUUAUUUGGAGUUGCCUACUUUUUCUGGUUUUAUUAAUUAGUUUGUUCAAGAGGUCAUUAACAUACAUUUAAUGGAUACCUUUUUGGUCAUGCAUUAUAUGGAGCAGCAUUGGCAUCAUUUUUCAGUAUUAGAAGAAGUGGAGUUGGAGCUUUGGUUGGUGGAAUAAUUGGUAAAGAAUAUAAAAAUUGUGUAGGUUGGAUUUAUUAUAAUACAGCUCAUGGAAAUUUAUAGAUUGGUAAUAAGGCAGAAGAAGGAAUCAAUUUUGAAUUCAAGGGAUUAACACCUGAAUAAAGAGAGGCUAUUAGAUAAAGAGAUUUGAUAAGUCAUUUGAGUAGAACACCAGAAUUCAAAUUAAAUUUAUUCAAUAAAGUAUGAAAAUUACAACAUAUAAUAUAAUAAUUUAAUAUCAUGUCAAG
Messenger RNA from Paramecium primaurelia, 819 nucleotides. The record is from the annotation of a GenBank genome assembly. Lineage: Eukaryota; Ciliophora; Oligohymenophorea; Peniculida; Parameciidae.